AUGUCAAGCCCAUGCGAGCUAAGCCUAGUCUUGCCAAGCCUAUUCAGGCAAGUACGGAUCAGCCCAGCUCAACCCCACUCCACCCAACCCAACCCAACUGCAAGCCCAGCCCAUCCCAGCCCACCCCACCCUAUGCAAGUCCAGACGGCCAAGCCCAGCACAUCACAUCCAAACAACAUCCGAUCCACAUCUAACCAACCCCAUCAAAACCCAGCACAGCCCAGUCAACAAGGCCAACCUACCCCAUCCCAACCCAAGCCAACCCUACCAAGCCCAGCCUAUCUCAGCCCACCCCAACCCACCCUAUGCAAGUCCAGACGGCCCAGCCCAGCACAUCACAUCCAAACAACAUCCGAUCCACAUCCAACCAACCCCAUCAAAACCCAGCACGGCCCAGCCAACAAGUCCAACCUACCCCAUCCCAACCCAAGCCAACCCUACCAAGUCCAGCCUAUCCCAGCCCACCCCAACCCACCCUAUGCAAGUCCAGACGGCCCAGCCCAGCACAUCACAUCCAAACAACAUCCGAUCCACAUCCAACCAACCCCAUCAAAACCCAGCACGGCCCAGCCAACAAGUCCAACCUACCGCAUCCCAACCCAAGCCAACCCUACCAAGUCCAGCCUAUCCCAGCCCACCCCAACCCACCCUAUGCAAGUCCAGACGGCCCAGCCCAGCACAUCACAUCCAAACAACAUCCGAUCCACAUCCAACCAUCCCCAUCAAAACCCAGUACAGCCCAGCCAACAAGUCAAACCUAACCCAUCCCAACCCAACCCAACCCAACUCGACCCAAUCCUGGACUUAAUCCAAUCCUUAAACCCUACCCCAACCCCAUCCUGCUGA
Messenger RNA from Patiria miniata (bat star), 846 nucleotides. Its product is annotated as vegetative cell wall protein gp1-like. The record is from RefSeq and is a predicted model, not a curated record. The transcript has a single exon. Lineage: Eukaryota; Metazoa; Echinodermata; Asteroidea; Valvatida; Asterinidae. The coding region runs from base 1 to 846 and encodes 281 amino acids.